AGGUCCAAAACCAUUAUUGUUCGUGUAUCGUGCCGGUAAAGAUCUCUGCGCACUCUCCCUCUUGACCGGCAGAUUGCAACUCCGAAACCCUCCUGAGCUUGUCAGUAUAAUUGCACAAGUCAAUCCACAAUCUCCAUGAACGACUGGUAACUUGCUCAAUCACAGCAGAACUCUAAUGGAUUUCGCUUUCGGAUUUCUGAACUCUGUAACCUUAAGCCUCAGCCAGGCGAUAAGCCUGGCGCUUCCAUUACUGGUCGCUUUAGCUUAUCUCAUUAGCAAGAGUCGAAGGAACCGGCUUCCGCCUGGGCCACAGGGAUGGCCUGUAGUCGGCAGCCUUGCUCUGCUAGGCACCAUGCCCCAUAGCUCCCUUUAUCACCUGUCGAAGAAGUAUGGACCUAUCAUGUACCUCAAGCUCGGCACUACAGAUACAGUUGUGGCGUCUUCCCCUAAAAUAGUGGAGGCUUUUCUCAAGGCAAAUGAUUUGAAUUUCUCCAACAGACCUGGAAAUGCCGGCGCCAAAUACAUGGCUUACGACUCAAACGACCUGGUUUGGGCUCCCUAUGGCAACCGCUGGCGUAUGCUGCGAAAGGUUUGUAAUAUUCAUUUGUUUGCCGGUAAGGCGCUCGAAGAUAUGCAGCCGAUUCGCCAGGUUGAGGUUAACCUGCUCGUUAUGUCGAUUCUCACUCACGGGAAGCGUGGAGAGUCUGUUAAUUUAGGGGAGCUGUUGAAUGUCUGUACUGCUAAUGUUCUUGGACAGGUGAUGUUGAGCAGGCGCGUGUUCGAAUCGCGAGGGGCUAAGGCAAGCGAGUUUCGAGAGAUGGUGCUAGAGAUGAUGGUUUUGGCUGGAGUGUUCAAUAUUGGCGACUUUGUGCCCUCCUUAGCCUGGCUGGACUUGCAGGGCGUGCAGGCCAAGAUGAGGAAAUUACAUGCUAGGUUUGAUGAUUUCUUCGCAAAAAUUAUAGCGGAGCACCAGGCAGAAUCUGCAAAGGGGAAUAUACCUAAGAAGGAUUUUCUUAGCGCUCUCCUCGCACUCAGAAAUAAUGCCGAUGGCGAAGGCGGCCAGCUCACUGACACCGACAUGAAAGCGUUAUUGCUGGACCUUUUCACCGCAGGAACUGACACGUCCUCCUCGACCGUAGAAUGGGCCAUAACAGAACUGAUCAGACACCCUCACAUAAUGGAGAAAUGCCAGCGGGAACUGGACUCCGUGGUGGGGCGGGAGCGCAAACUGAACGAAGGGGACCUUCAGAACCUGAGCUACCUGCAAGCGGUGGUUAAGGAGACAUUCCGCCUGCAUCCAUCGACGCCACUUCUGUUGCCACGCAUGGCGGCGGAGGAAUGCAUGAUUGAGGGCUACAAUAUUCCCAAGAAUGCGCGAUUGAUGGUGAACGCGUGGGGUAUCCAACGCGACCCGGCUGUGUGGGACAGGCCUCUGGAGUUCGACCCGGAGCGGUUUGUGGGCAGUGACUUGGACGUUAGGGGCACGAACUUUGAGGUGAUACCGUUCGGCGCGGGCAGGCGCGUCUGUGCGGGCAUGAACAUGGGCAUCCGCAUGGUGCAGCUCAUGCUCGCCACGCUCAUCCACUCCUUCCACUGGUCGCUGCCCGCGGGCCAGACGCCAGAGAAGUUGGACAUGGCGGAGUCGUUUGGCCUCACGCUACAGAAGGCCCACCCACUUCUCGCCAUACCGGCCCCUCGCUUGCACCUUGCUCUCUACAAUUGAUGCAAUUUUGGGGUUGGUCUUUUUAUGAAGUUUGGAUAUCCAUAGGUAUGUAUAUUUAAUAUAUUUCAAAUUACACAAUAUUUAUGUUUGCA
Molecule: messenger RNA, 1815 nt
Organism: Cryptomeria japonica (Japanese cedar)
Lineage: Eukaryota; Viridiplantae; Streptophyta; Pinopsida; Cupressales; Cupressaceae
Product: flavonoid 3'-monooxygenase CYP75B137
Exons: 3
Coding region: 176-1723 (515 amino acids)
Molecular function (GO): heme binding; monooxygenase activity; oxidoreductase activity, acting on paired donors, with incorporation or reduction of molecular oxygen
Source: RefSeq, a predicted model, not a curated record